Messenger RNA from Aspergillus aculeatus ATCC 16872, 909 nucleotides. RefSeq lists its product as uncharacterized. The transcript has a single exon. The coding region runs from base 287 to 574 and encodes 95 amino acids. Lineage: Eukaryota; Fungi; Ascomycota; Eurotiomycetes; Eurotiales; Aspergillaceae. The record is from RefSeq and is a predicted model, not a curated record.
GAUUUGCGUUCUCCCAAUCUAGACUAAAAGAUCCCAAAACUCUUGGAUCAGUGUUUGCUGGGUAGAAAAGCCCCCAUACAAUUGAUUGACAUGUCUCGAGCCAAUCACGCCAUGCCUCUCACCAAGGAGGAGGAUGAGAUCUUGUUUACGUCAAUCUUCAAUGCAACCGAAAGCCCGUACAGUAUUGACCACAACGCAAUUGAUUCUUGAGGAAUCCACUUCCCUACUCUCUUGUCUCGCAGCACAUAGCUUUAGUCUUUCUGUAUAAUCAGUACUCACCCUCAAUAUGUUUACACCGCUCCCUCGCGUCGCUCCUGCCUCCACUUUGCGAAGUAAUAUCAAUUUUGCGUUGCGACAGCUCCCCAGCGCCUCAGCCUGGGUGCCGGUACUGCCCACAAGAUGUUCUUCUUCAUCCACAUCGGCAAAGAAAGAGAUCACGCUGCUCCAGGAUAAGAAGAAUGGAUUCGGGUUUGCACGGUCAAACCCCCGACCACCCAAACCGAGGACCAAGGGUGUCACCGAAAUCAGGGGCCCAUACUAUACUGUAUGCCGGUCACCAAGCCGUAAUCCUUAGCAUAUGUGGAGUGCUGUGUGCUUCAAAGGACCCAUAAGGAGCUGAUUAGAAGUACAGGCCAUGGGGAAACGAUACCUAGCAGAUGUGCUGGAGACGUGAGCCGCUCGACCGUGUAGGCAUUGGAGAUAUUUUGCUGCUGACAACUACCACCAAAAGCAUGGGAACCCAUGUGGACGGCUUGAAGUUUGCAGGAGGUAAUCAGCUCCAGCUAUUCAGCUUGCUCCGGGACGAUAGAGGCUAAGCCAGUCACAUAGGGUCAUUCUCUCUUUUCCCAGAAAAGCCUUUGAGGGAGUUAAUCGAUCUCGCUCACGACCACGGAGUCUAUGUCUCCACAG